This is a messenger RNA of Cricetulus griseus (Chinese hamster), 3378 nucleotides long. Lineage: Eukaryota; Metazoa; Chordata; Mammalia; Rodentia; Cricetidae. The record is from RefSeq and is a predicted model, not a curated record.
GUCGCUGGAAGAGGAAGUGGGUUGCGGGCUGCGCGCGCGUGUUCUGCCAGCAAUGUCGGCGGACCGGGAACCUUUAGCGUUCCAUGACAAACAACCCAGGCGUCCCAAAGCGGUGACAGAAGAUCCGGAGGAGGCAGACGAGGAGGAGAGCGAUGAGGCCGAGAAUGGCUUCUCUCUGGAGGAGGUGUUGCGCCUCGGGGGCACCAAGCAAGAUUACCUUAUGCUGGCUGCUUUGGAUGAAAAUGAGGAAGUGGUGGAUGGAGGCAAAAAAGGAACAAUUGAUGACCUUCAGCAAGGCGAAUUGGAGGCAUUCAUUCAAAAUCUGAAUUUGGCCAAAUAUGCAAACAACUUAAUUGAAGAAGAUGAACCAGAUAAAAAAGAAAAUAUUAAAAAAGAAGCAAAAAUACUGAAGGUAGAAAAUAAAAAGCAAAAAGCUACAGAAAGUAAAAGUGCAUCCGAAAAGAAGGUGAAAAAUAAGACUGUACCAGAACAGCCUUCUGACGGCAAUACCAUCCCCAAAUCAAAGAAAGAUAAACAGCCCGAUGUGUUCGAAUUUCUUGAGAGACAAACGUUGUUACUCAGGCCUGGAGGCAAGUGGUAUGACAUGGAAUACAGCAACGAAUACUCUUCAGAGCCCCAGCCUCGGGAUGUAGUGUCUAAAUACAAAGCCCUGGCUCACAAGCUUUAUGAGCAUGAAGUCAGCUUAUUCAAAAAUAAAACAAAUAAUCAAAAAGGAGGCUCUUCCACCUGGAUGAAGACAAUUGUGUCAUCAGGGACACUGGGUGACAGGAUGGCAGCCAUGAUUCUUCUGAUCCAGGAUGAUGCUGUUCACACACUCCAGUUUGUAGAAAUCCUGUUGAACCUUGUUAAAAAGAAGGGCAGCAAGCAGCAGUGCCUCAUGGCUUUGGAUACCUUCAAGGAGUUACUCAUUACAGACCUUCUGCCAGACAGUCGGAAGCUACGGGUCUUCAGCCAGCAUCCUUUUCACAAACUGGAAGAGUUGUCCAGCGGCAACAAGGACUCAAGAGAUAGAAGACUCAUACUGUGGUAUUACGAACACCAACUGAAACACUUAGUAGCGGAAUUUGUGCAGGUCCUAGAAACUUUAAGUCACGAUUCCUUGGUAACCACUAAAACCCGAGCCCUGGUAGCUGCUCAUGAGCUUCUCUGUGAUAAGCCUGAGGAGGAAAAGGCUCUUCUUAUGCAGGUGGUGAACAAGCUGGGAGACCCUCAGAACAAAAUCGCCACGAAAGCUUCCCACCUGUUAGAAGUGUUACUGCGGAAGCAUCCCAAUAUGAAAGGAGUUGUGUGUGGAGAAAUAGAAAGGCUUCUCUUUCGCUCCAACAUCAGCUCCAAAGCUCAGUAUUAUGCAAUUUGCUUUUUAAACCAAAUGGUCCUCUCCCAUGAAGAAAGUGAGUUGGCUAACAAAUUAAUAACUCUUUAUUUUUGCUUCUUUCGGACUUGUAUCAAGAAAAAAGACAUUGAAUCAAAAAUGCUCAGUGCCAUUUUAACAGGAGUGAACAGGGCAUAUCCUUAUUCUCAGAUAGGUGACGACAAAGUGAGGGAGCAGGUGGACACUUUAUUCAAAGUGUUGCAUGUUGUAAAUUUUAAUACUAGUGUGCAGGCUUUAAUGCUACUUUUCCAAGUCAUGAAUUCUCAACAGACAAUAUCUGAUCGGUAUUAUACAGCACUAUACAGAAAGAUGUUGGAUCCAGGGUUGAUGGCAUGUUCGAAGCAAGCGAUGUUUCUUAACCUUGUCUACAAGUCUCUGAAAACGGACGUCGUGUUGCGCCGGGUGAAGGCCUUUGUGAAGAGGUUACUUCAGGUUACUUGCACACAGAUGCCGCCAUUCAUCUGUGGAGCGUUGUAUCUUGUGUCGGAAAUCCUUAAAGCAAAACCAGAUUUAAGAAGCCAACUAGAUGAUCAUCCGGAAUCUGAUGAAGAAAACUUUGUUGACGUGAGAGAUGACAGUGACAUAGAAAAGUUCACUGAUGCAGACAAAGAAACGGCAGUAGAGGAGAUAAAGGAAGUCGGGGCAGAAGACACGGUGACUACAAGCAGCACAAAAGCUGAGAAACCCAAGACUGCUUCCUGGGUGCACUUUGACAACCUGAAGGGUGGCAAGCAGUUAAAAACAUAUGAUCCAUUCAGUAGAAAUCCUUUGUUCUGUGGAGCUGAAAAUACAAGCCUUUGGGAGCUCAGAAAGUUAUCUGAGCAUUUCCACCCUUCUGUGGCCCUUUUUGCCAAGACUAUCCUUGAGGGGAAUUUUAUUCAGUAUUCAGGGGACCCGCUACAGGAUUUCACACUAAUGAGAUUCUUGGAUCGAUUUGUAUACCGAAAUCCAAAGCUACACAAAGGCAAAGAAAAUACGGACAGCGUUGUGAUGCAGCCAAAAAGGAAACAUUUUAUAGAGGAUGUCCGUAGCCUUGCUGUGAAUAGUAAAGAGUUCCUUGCAAAAGAAGAAAGCCAGAUCCCAGUGGAUGAAGUGUUUUUCUACAGGUAUUAUAAGAAAGUUGCUGUUGUUAAAGAGAAACAGAAACGCAACGAAGAUGAAGAUAGCAUAGAAGAUGUUGAUGAUAAAGAAUUUGAAAAAAUGAUUGACAUAUUUGAAGAUGAUAACUGCUUCACACCUGGGAAGGAUGAUAUUGAUUUUGCCAGCAAUAUGAAAAAAACAAAAGGAGCCAAGGAGAACUUGGAAGAUUCAGGGAGUAGUGAUGAUGAGCUUGGUGACCUUGAUGAUGACGAAGUUUCUUUAGGAAGUAUGAAUGAUGAAGACUUUGACAUUGAUGAAGAUGGAGGAACAUUCAUGGAUGUGUCAGACGAAGAAAUUGAAGAUGGUCCAGAAUUUGAUGAAGUCAGCUCCAAAGCUAAUACUAAGAAAAGCAAGAGAAAGAGUGAAGAUAAUAUUGAUUUUGCUGGGUCGUUUCAAGGAGCACAGAAGAAAAGGAAAAGCUUUGAUAACUCCAGCCUGUUUGUCUCUGCUGAGGAGUUUGGCCAUCUGUUGGAUGAAAACAUGGGAUCCAAGUUUGAUAAUCUUGGCAUGAACGCCAUGGCUAACAAAGAUAAUGCAAGUUUCAAACAGCUCAAGUGGGAAGCUGAGCGUGAUGAUUGGCUACACAACAGAGAUGUGAAAAGUAUCAUCAAGAAGAAGAAAAAUUUCAAAAAGAAGAUGAAAAUCCCUCAAAAAUCCAGAAAGCAAAGGAAAUGAGCCCUUUGGAGUUAAUAAUAAAUUAAGAUUCUACUCACCCUUAAUUUUUGCUAUCCAACCAUUUUUCUUGAUCUUUCUCUCUAAUUCCAUACAUUCCAGACUUUUCAGUGGAUUUGUAAUAAACUAUAGAAACAAAAUGCUGUCAUUUAUAAAAUCAUGCAAAAGUUAAA